UUAUCCUAAGUAAGAGGUUUAUGCACCAAUAAGGAGAGUUUAAAGUUCGUUCACCUGCCUUCCUACACAACAUAAAUGUGUGUAUGUAUAUAUAUACAUAGUUGAGAGACAUCUCUGUCAAAAAGAAAGAUUGAUCGGAGAAGAGACCAAAAACGAGGAGACAUUCAUUCAAACUUGCACGCCAACGCCGGAAAUUUCGCCAACUCGUAUACGUAUACACGUAUAUAUCUGCAGGCCUUCAACAUAAACCAUAAAUCAAACGACAUGGACUCUGGCGUUUUCUUAAAAAUGUCGGUGCAAUGCGUAUCUCCGAAGAUUCCGGUGGGGCCGUCGAUGAUACGUGCGAUCGGAGGCUCUGUCGAGGAGAGACCAACGACCGGAUCUAUGCGGCCGAAGAAAACGACGCCGCGUCGUCCCCUUGAGUUUCUUCGGAUCGGUGGUGGGAAGGGAAGGAAGGAAACGGUGGGAGACGACGCCGUUUUGUUGGAGAGAGAGGAGGAGCGAAACGGAAACUGGGUUUUGAAGAUUCUGGAGGUUGGGUCUAUCUGGAAAGGGAAGCGGCAGCGAUCUGGAGGCGGUGAUGGAGAAGAUGAGGAGGAAGGCUCGAAGAAGGACGAGUCAUGCGAUCUCUGCAGGAUCGAUGAGGAAGAGGAGGAGGAGAUGGUGUUUGAUCGAGAAAACUUCUCGAAGAUGCUCAUGAAAAUUCCUUUGGAUGAUGCACAGAUGUUCGCGAAGCUAUCCUAUCUGGGAAACUUGGCUUAUUCAAUCCCCAACAUCAAGCCUGAGAAUCUGUUGAAAUAUCAGAAACUGAGAUUCGUGACUUCCUCGAUCGAGAAGAGAUCGAGUCUUGACCAACAAGAUGGGAAUAACAAUGAGGAGGAGGAGGAGGGGGAGGAGAAGAAGCUUAUCAAUCCAGCUGCUGCUUACAGGAUAGCUGCUUCUGCGGCUUCUCGUCUCUUCUCCCAUUCGAAAUCUGUGCUUCCUUUUGGACUUCGAGAGAACGAAGCUUCUCUGAUGGCCACCGCUGAUUCCGUUACAGCCGUCGUGGCAGCCGAAGAGGAGGUUAAGCAGGCGGUGGCCGAUGAUCUCAAGUCCAACCAUUCACCGCCUUGCGAGUGGUUCGUAUGCGACGAUGACAAAACUGGCACCAGGUUCUUCUUUAUUCAGGGAUCAGAUUCCUUGGCAUCAUGGCAAGCUAACCUUCUCUUCGAGCCAGUCCCAUUCGAGGACUUUGACGUGCCUGUCCACAGAGGCAUAUACGAAGCUGCGAAAGGAAUCUACAACCAGAUGUUACCCGAAGUUCACGCCCACCUCAACUCCCGUGGCAAGAACCGUGCUUUUCUUCGGUUCAGCGGACACUCUCUAGGAGGAAGCUUGUCGCUGUUGGUGAACCUGAUGCUUCUGAUCCGAGGUCAAGUCCCGGCUUCUUCUCUGCUUCCGGUGAUCACAUUUGGUUCACCUUGCAUCAUGUGCGGAGGCGACAUGCUUCUUGAGAAACUCGGGUUGCCUAAGAGUCAUCUUCUUGGAAUCUCUAUGCAUAGAGAUAUUGUUCCUCGAGCAUUCUCUUGCAGUUACCCUAACCGAGCCGCAAAGCUUCUCAAGGCGUUGAAUAGAAACUUCCGGAACCAUCCUUGUCUGAAUAACCAGAAUCUAUUGUAUUCUCCAAUGGGAAAGCUUCUAAUCUUACAACCAUCAGAAAGAUUCUCUCCCCCACACCCUCUCCUUCCACCAGGAAGUGGUCUCUAUGCCUUAACAUCUAAGAACACCGAUGAAACAGAUAAAGGACUAAGGGCAGCAAAGACAGCGUUCUUUAACUCACCGCACCCUCUAGAGAUUCUUAGCGACCGUCGCUCUUACGGGUCUGAAGGAAAAAUCAAAAGAAACCAUGACAUGAGCUCUUACCUCAAAGCUUUGAGGCACGUGAUCCGCAAGGAGCUGAAGCAGAUAAAGGCAGAGCGGGAUCAAUGGCGGGCCAAGUUCUUAAUCGUAAACAUUAUAUGUACUGGGAGAGAUUCCUUGAAACUCAUAGCUAGAUUCGUCGCAUCAAGGAGUAGUCAACUAGUGAUCAUCUUCUUUCUCCCAAUUAGAUUGUUAACUAUGAGUGUCUAUGGUUUAGUACUCCACCAUUCACACGAACACUUUUUUAGUUUCUUUAAGUAAAACUUAGGCAUGUUAUUCUCUAA
Molecule: messenger RNA, 2183 nt
Organism: Brassica oleracea var. oleracea
Lineage: Eukaryota; Viridiplantae; Streptophyta; Magnoliopsida; Brassicales; Brassicaceae
Exons: 4
Coding region: 265-2160 (631 amino acids)
Biological process (GO): lipid metabolic process
Molecular function (GO): glycerophospholipid phospholipase A1 activity
Source: RefSeq, a predicted model, not a curated record